GGCGCGGUGACGUGCGGAGUCGGCCGUGGGCUUCCGGGUUGGUGGGGAGAUCGUUAUUGCCGUUGUCGCGUCCGAGCGCCGCCGCCAUGAACCGCUUCUUCGGCAAAGCGAAGCCCAAGGCGCCUCCGCCGAGCCUCACCGACUGCAUCGGGACGGUGGAUAGCAGAGCUGAGUCAAUUGACAAGAAAAUCGCUAGGCUCGAUGCAGAGCUAGUGAAGUAUAAGGAUCAAAUGAAGAAGAUGAGAGAGGGACCUGCAAAGAAUACAGUAAAGCAGAAAGCUUUGAGAGUGUUAAAGCAGAAGCGAAUGUAUGAACAACAGCGGGAUAAUUUAUCACAGCAGUCUUUUAAUAUGGAACAAGCUAAUUACACUAUUCAAGCACUCAAGGAUACAAAGACAACGGUUGAUGCAAUGAAACUGGGAGUGAAAGAAAUGAAGAAAGCUUACAAGCAAGUCAAAAUUGAUCAAAUUGAGGACAUACAAGAUCAGUUAGAAGAUAUGAUGGAAGAAGCCAACGAAGUCCAGGAAGCGCUGAGCCGUAGCUAUGGAACACCAGAGAUUGAUGAAGAUGACUUGGAAGCAGAACUGGAUGCAUUAGGUGAUGAACUUUUAGCUGAUGAAGACAAUUCCUACUUAGAUGAAGCUGCAUCUGCUCCAGCAAUCCCAGAGGCCACUCCUACUGACACAAAAAACAAAGAUGGUGUAUUGGUGGAUGAAUUUGGGUUGCCAAAGAUCCCUGCUACAUAAAUGUUUCAAAAGGACAAUGAAUAUAGUGAACUACAUUUUACAAAUCAAGUUAAGAAACUUUUCAAUUCUGGGAAACUUGUCCUUCCAGUGUAACCUUAAUAUCACUACAUCCUAGUAUGCAAUAUGAAUGGCUGAUGGUGUUUUCUUUCUUUGAAGAAAGUUGUUCUACUACUGACUUUUCUAUUAAUGGAAAAUUUGGCACAAUUUCCUUCAGUGGAAGCAGUCAGUCUAAUGGGUUUUGAUUUCCUGUGUCUUAUGGACAGAGUAAUACGUGCAGAGUAAUGGUGGCUGUUUAUAGCUGAGCUUUGUUUUGAUUUUGUAUUAUGUUUCUCUUUCUUGAAACUAAGACUGUGUGUUGCUGCUUACUUUGUAAAAUAGCUUCCUUACUACUAUGCUUAUUUGAUAAAGAAUUAGAUGCAUUUUAAAACUACUUCAGUCUUGAGACUUUUGUGCUAUUGUAUUGUAACCUUCUUGAUGGUAGGGUUAUCAUUAGCUUUAUGUAUUCCAUUGUGACAUAAAAUCAUUUAGAUUAGCUGA
Struthio camelus australis is the source of this 1283-nucleotide messenger RNA. The record is from RefSeq and is a predicted model, not a curated record. Lineage: Eukaryota; Metazoa; Chordata; Aves; Struthioniformes; Struthionidae.